ACUCUUCGGGUCUCUUCUAUUUCAAAAUUUCCUCCAGUGCGAGAUUACUGUCCAUUACUCAAGGCUGACUUUGAAGCUUUUUUACCAAGCUUUUCAGCCAUUAAGGAUGGAUCUUACCCACGUUCUCGAAGCAACUGUUUCAUCAGAUCUAAACGAACUUCAGAAUGCACAGAAGUACCUGGAACAAGCUGCUCUUAAUAAUCUGCCUCAGUUUCUAGUUGCUUUGGUCAAUGAAUUGUCGGAUGGCRGGAAGUCGCAAGUUGCUCGUAUGGCGGCUGGUUUACAGCUAAAGAACCAGCUCACCUCGAAAGAUCUUAACAUCAGAGCACAGGUUCAACAACGGUGGCUUUCGCUGGAUGCAAAUGUCAGAGAUCAUAUUAGAACUCGGGCUGUGGCUACUCUUGGAACAGAAACAGCUAGACCAGCCAUUGCUCCACAAUGUAUUGCAGCUAUUGCCUGUGCAGAAAUCCCCAAUGGACAGAAUUUAGAUUUGAUGGAAAAACUUGUGCACAAUGUUACAAAUUCUUCUAAAGACAUGGAAGCCCUACGAGAGCAAACAUUAGAAGCAAUUGGCUACAUUUGCCAGGAUAUUGAACCUGAACAUCUUGUCACCCAGGCAAAUAUUAUACUGACAGCCAUCAUUCAAGGCAUGCAGAAAGAUGAACCAAGUAUUCACAUUCGAUUAGCUGCAACAAGAGCCCUUUUGAAUUCUUUGGAAUUUACUAAGCAGAAUUUUGAGCAACUGACUGAAAGGAAUUAUAUAAUGGAAGUAGUCUGUGAUGCAACCCAAAGCACUGAAACAACAAUCAAAGUUGCAGCACUACAGUGCCUUGUAAAGAUCAUGUCACUUUACUAUCAACAUAUGGAAGAAUACAUGAGAGUUGCUCUUUUUGCUAUCACGAUAGAGGCUAUAAAAUCUGAUGUUGAUGAAAUCAGUCUACAAGGAAUUGAAUUUUGGUCUACAGUCUGUGAUGAAGAAAUGGAUUUAGCUAUUGAAUUGGCUGAGGCUGAAGAACAGCAUAGAACCCCAGAACAGGCAAGUAGGUUCUAUGCAAAGGGAGCCUUGAUGCACCUCAUCAAACCACUGACCAACUGUUUGACAAAGCAGGAAGAAUUUGAUGAUGAAGAUGACUGGAUUCCUUCAAAAGCUGCUGGCGUAUGUUUAAUGUUGUUAGCUCAGUGCUGUGAGAAUAUGGUAGUACAACCAAUGCUGGAGUUUGUACAUAAUAACUUCCAAAGCACCAACUGGAAAGAAAGGGAUGCAGCUAUCAUGGCCUUUGGUACUAUUCUAGAAGGUCCAGAUAUUAAAACACUAGAACCAUAUGUAGCUGAUGCAUUGCCAGUUAUUGCUCAACGUUUGGCUGAUGAUAGUGUAGUAGUUAGGGACUCAGCAGCAUGGGUUAUUGGCCGUGUUUGUGAACUUAUGCCCCAUUUAGUGAUUAGUGAGAAAUUCUUGGUCAUGGUCGUUACUACACUAACCCAGAGUCUAUCUGCUGAGCCCAGAGUUGCUGCUAAUGUGUGCUGGGCCUUCAAUUCCCUGAGUGAAGCGGCAUAUGAAGCAGCCAGUGAUACACAAACUGAUGAAGAACCACAAACAUACUGCUUAUCACAGUUCUUCCCAACAAUUGUAGAACAACUAUUGGAAGUGACUGUAAGGCCAGAUGCAAAUCAGUCUAAUCUAAGAAGUGCAGCAUACGAGGCUGUCAUGGAAAUGAUCAAGAACAGUGCAAAGGAUUGCUAUGGAGUUGUACAGAAGACUACACUGACCAUCAUGCAAAGGCUACAGCAAGUUCUGCACCUUGAGAGACAAGUUCAGUCUGCUGAGAGAAGUCAGUACAAUGAUCUCCAGUCACUACUUUGUGCUACACUGCAGAGUGUGCUGAGAAAGAUUAAUCCACAGGAUGYCCAACAGAUAGCUGAUCCAAUCAUGAAUGCUUUGUUACAAAUGUUUGAUGCAUCUUCCAAGGGCAGCAUCUGUGGUGUACAGGAGGAUGCUCUCAUGGCUGUCGGUACCUUGGUAGAAGUUGUUGGUGUUGAUUUCAUAAAGUACAUGGAUCCUUUUCUUCCUUAUCUUGAACUAAGUUUAAAGAAUGUUGCAGAAUAUCAGGUGUGCAUUGCUGCUGUAGGGCUGGUGGGGGAUAUAGCUAGAGGACUUGGAGUCAAUAUUGCACAGUAUUGUGACUCCUUUAUGCAGAUCCUACUUCUUCAUCUUGCAGAUGAGAAUGUGCACAGAUCAGUCAAGCCACAUAUCCUAUCAGUGUUUGGUGAUAUUGCCCUGGCUGUUGGUCAUUACUUUAAAAAAUACUUGGAUGCUGUAAUCAGUGCGCUAACGCUGGCCUCACAGUUUAAUGUGGAAAAGCCUGAUUAUGACAUGUUGGAUUACAUAAACGAACUACGCGAGGCUUGUCUGGAAGCCUAUACUGGAAUCAUACAAGGUCUAAAAGGAGACAAUGAAAAGGCUGUUGAUCCUGAAGUCCUGGUUAUGAAGCCUCAUAUUCCCCACAUCGUUUGGUUUCUGGAGCAAGUCGCCGAAGAUCCUGAUCAUUCUGAAGGGACAGUCACCUGCAGUAGUGGACUUAUUGGGGAUAUCUGCGAAGCAUUUGGUGGUGAGGUGUACCCAAUGUUCGAUAAGCAAAGCAUCAGUGAUUUACUUCAAGAAGGCCGACGAUCCAAGAAUCACAAGACUAAACAAGUUUCUACCUGGGCGUCUAGGAAACUACGCGCUCUUAAGCAACUGUAGAUGGUAUAGACGUAACACGACGACAACGACUGUGAGAGAGCGUGAGCGUGCGCGCGAAUGCGAGAGUGCGUGAGACAGGCGGUUGAUCGCCCAGAGGCCCAUCCAACUUGCACAGAUUCCACAGAUAUAAAUAUCAAUCUUUAUAGUGGAACAAGAGUCGAGCCUGGAAUCACCUCCAAUGAACAAAUAGAGUACAGUGGAAACGUGUGGAGAGAAAAUUUACAAGACAUUUCACCCUUUUGGUGACUAAUUCUGAACUAUUUCGAGACACCAACCAAAACCAUAUCCAAUGAAUUUGGACUUGUGCCAAAUUUGAGGCGUGGCAAGAGAGAAGAGAUCUUCUUUUGGACAAAAUUUCUUUAAUAAAUAGACAGCCAUUCUAAUUGAUUGUACGUAAAUGAGUGCUGGAAUAAGCCACAAAAAUUAUUCCAAUUAUGCCUAAAUAGAAGGGGGAAAGAAUUUUAGAUAUUUGUAUUGUAUUAGGCUGAUUGAAAUGACUUUUGAAAUAGCAUGGGGUUUGUAUGGCUAUCUACGGUAUUGCUGCGUUUUCUAACAAUGAGCGGAAUUGUAAAAUAGAAGUACGUGUGGACUGGAUUUGUCUUCUAUAGUAGUUAUAGUAAUGAUGGUGUUAGUAAACCGUGUAUUGCCUUUA
Actinia tenebrosa (Australian red waratah sea anemone) is the source of this 3392-nucleotide messenger RNA. Its product is annotated as importin subunit beta-1. Lineage: Eukaryota; Metazoa; Cnidaria; Anthozoa; Actiniaria; Actiniidae. Gene Ontology annotation, biological process: protein import into nucleus. The record is from RefSeq and is a predicted model, not a curated record. Gene Ontology annotation, molecular function: small GTPase binding.